This is a messenger RNA of Drosophila novamexicana, 4246 nucleotides long. RefSeq lists its product as uncharacterized. The transcript has 5 exons. Gene Ontology annotation, biological process: positive regulation of Rho protein signal transduction. Lineage: Eukaryota; Metazoa; Arthropoda; Insecta; Diptera; Drosophilidae. Bases 783 to 4058 code for a protein of 1091 amino acids. The record is from RefSeq and is a predicted model, not a curated record. Gene Ontology annotation, molecular function: guanyl-nucleotide exchange factor activity.
CAGCGCUUGAAUCUGACGUUGAUGAUGAGCAUAACUUUACAGCUUCCGCUGAGCCAACAACUGCAGCGCUGGCCACGCACAUUACGCCGGAUAGUUUGCAUUAUGAAGAUGUGCUGCCGCCUGUGCAUCAAAUAUUUGACAAUAGUUGUAGCAACAGCAACAGCAACAGCAGCAGCAGCCAGUCGACUGAUGCUAGCCAAGUAGCUGAAAUUUUGCCAAACUCAACAAAUGCUCCUGCUGGCUCCAAAUUAUUAUUGUCGGCGUCGAGUCCGAGGCAUGCUGGGUCAACAGCAGCAGCAACAGCCGCAGCAGCAGCAACAUCCCCAACAGCAACAGCAACAACAACUCUUACAACAGCAGCAACAUCACCGCAUGUCACUGCAAAUGUUGUCAGCGCUUUAGCAGCGGGCGCCACAACAACGACAAAUGCGAGAACGAGAGCCCAAAAGACGACAGCAGCAAAUCGCGAUUAUGACGAUGAUGACGAGCACAACGACAGUAACAAUAACAACGACAAGGAGCAGGAGCAGGAGCAGAAGUCGGAGCAGAAGCAGGCUGAAGCUGAGGACCACGAGCUGGUUGGCAGGCCGCGGGCAAGUCAGAAGCGUGCAGCACAAACGACACAAUCGCGAAAUCCCAUCAGACGCGCUCACAGCGAAAGGCAUUUGUCUGCCGCGCCCAGCUCCAACGACGCCAGCGAGUCGAGGCCACAGCCUGGCCAGGCUCGGAGUCUGGCUGCGGCCAGUGGGCCGCAGAAUGUCAUUUUAAAUUUUAAGGACACAAUGGCGCUGCGCAUGAAAAGCAACCGCAACGACUCGAGAGAUUUAUUUCAAAGGCGGCCCACGGAGCCGCCGCCGCCGCCGCCAACCGCAAACGGAUUAGAGAAGCAGCCAACGCCGCCGCCGCAAAUCAAUAAGUCAACUGCUCCACGUCAGCAAAGGACCGUGGUCCGUGUGGCGCCCUUCAACCAGAGCAGCGAGGUGCAUCGCCUGAAAAUCUCCCAUAGCGAAGCAGAUGGAGCGCAUCCCCUGGAGCACAAUGCCACAGCCGCGGCCACACGGCUGCUGCUGCUCUCGUCAACAGACGUUGGGCCGGAUGUGGCGCCCAAGAAGACGUCGAUACUGAUUAACGGCGACGAUUGCUACUCGACAAUGAACCUGAGCACAGAUGCCGCCCAGCCGCUGUACCAGUCCUCCGUGGUGGUCAAUAGCCAGACGGCGACGGGCGUCUGCAUCAGCGUGAGCAGCGCCGAGGAGCUCAUCGAGCAGCACAAUCUACUGAAUACGCUGCGCAGUCAGCAGCAGCAGCAUAUGGCUGCGAUUAUUCCCAUCCGUAGCAGCAUUGGUGGCGAGGUGAAUUUACAGCGUUCCGCCUCCUGCAUCUCGUCUACCUCGAGUAGCUCGACGUCAAGCAGCAGCAGCUCCAGCGGACGCGGCCGCACGCUCAUCCGGCUCGACUAUGACAAAGAUCUGCCCAUCAGGCAGCUGGCGGCUACCACAACCACGCCCAUUAACACACCAUCGCCACCGCCUACAAUCUGCUCAACGCCAGCGACGCCGCCGCCGGCGCCGUCACCGCCCUCGCCCGAUGCGGAGCUGGUACCGCACGAGACGGAGCUGCUGAAAAUUCUGCGCAAUCCCGUUGAGGCUGUCAAGCGCAAUCUGGUACCGCAUGUCUGCGGCUUGAGGGUGCCCUCCGGUCUAGAAACGACGCGUAGCAAAAAAAUGCAGGAGACAGCAGGAACAGCUGCCACGCCCACCAAGGAGGCGAGCAGCUUUAUAGCCAAGCUGCUGCAGGAUCCGAUGCUGGGCCAGGUGGCCGACGGCCUGGAGACGGACACCGUCGCGGAGCUGAUCGAGAACUCGCUGCAGCGUCUGCAACGGACACGGCAAACGAUCGAUAUGAGCGGCACCAAAGAUCACGACGACAUGAACCGGCUGAUCAGCGUCUCGCUGCAGCGGGUGCGCCUGGAGCGACAGCCCGGGGGGGCGAGCGGCACCAAAGAGGAGGACGACCGGCUUUCGAAUCGCGGCAGCAUUAGCUCCGCCAACAGCUUCGCCUCCGCCCACAACUACGAGCUGUUCGAUUUUGAGACGGCCGCCAACGAGUCCGACUGCUAUCAGAGCUGCUCCAGCGAACUGGCAGCUGCCGGAGCACUCGAGGAGGAGCAGGAUCAAACGGAGCCGGAGCCGGAACCGGAGCUGGUGUCCCCACCGGAGGUGGAUGCGUCUACGCGCGCCAAGUUCUAUCAGCUGCUGGUGGAUGCGACGCUGGCCGAGAUCGAGCACAGCACGACACACACGGAAGCCGAGCACCAUUACGAGUCCAUACGGCAUCAGGUGGAUCCCAUUUACGAAGAGAUCAACGAGGUGCCGCCGCCGUUGCCGCUGACGGCACCGCCGCUGAACGACGCCGAGCUGGACAAGAAAGCGGCGCGCUCGAUAUUCGAGGGCGCAUCCAAAUACGAUAUACUCUCCUAUUUAGUGGACGCCAAGGAGCGGGGGCUGGUGCGCGAAGAGAGCUUCGACUACAGUAACAAUCCGAAGAUAAUCGAGGAGGAGGCCGCCGACACGCUCAGCGAGCUGGAGAAGCGCGUCAGUCACAGCGACGAUAGCCACAGCAAUAUGAGCUCCCUGUCGCCGCCGCCGCACAACUUCAUCUGCGGCAAGAGCGGCAGCGAUGUGGAGCGCCAGGACUCGGGCGUCGGCUCCGAGACAAGCAAAUCCUCGCGCAGCAAGUACCAGCUGCCGGCGGUGAGUCCGCUGCAUUUGUGCGAAGAUUGCGACGGCGCCGUCGAGACGCAGCUGAGCGAAGCGGGUGUCCUGUAUGCGCCGCUCGUGUGCCGCAAGUGCGGCAAGAAGCGCGUCGAGCGCAAGGAGAUCAUCACCGAGAUUGUCGAGACGGAGGAGAAAUAUGGCCGCGACUUGCAAAUCAUAUUGGAGGAGUUCUGCCAGCCGAUGCUGGUGGCCGGCCUGCUCAACCAGGAGCAGCUCUCCGCAAUCUUCCUCAAUACGGAAGACUUGCUCGAGAACAAUCAGACGCUGGCCGAGCGUAUGCGCGAUGCCCUCGACAUUGCUUUGGAGCAGGGCGACGACGAUCUGCUCACGGUUAAUAUUGGACGCAUCUUUCUGGACUUUACCCAAAUGCUGCACGCCUUCGAGAGCUACUGUGUGCGGCAGGCGGGCGCCAGCCUGCUGCUGGCGAAUCUCGAAAAGGAGAAGGAGCUGCUGCGCAUCUUCCUCAAGGUAUCCCAAAUGGAGAACGCCGUGCUGCGUCGCAUGAAUCUCAACUCGUUUCUCAUGGUGCCCGUGCAGCGUGUCACCAAGUAUCCAUUGCUGUUGGCGCGUUUGUAUAAGGUGACGCCCGCCCAUCUGGACGGACGUGAGCUGCUGAAACAGGCGCAGGAGAAAAUUGAAUUGCAUUUGAAUCACAUCAACCAGGAGGCCAAGGAUGUCCCCACCAAACUGUGGCGCCGCAUCAGCUCCUCGAGUCCCAAUCGGCGCGCCUCGUGCGAAAUUGAUAUGAUAAACAUCAAGCUGCGCAAAAUGGCCAUCGACAUACUCGAGUGGAAUCAUGAUGAGGUCCGUUUCGCCAUGGAGGGCAAGCUGCUCUAUACACAGCCCGCCGACAGCAACUGGAAGAAGGCGCGCACCAUCAAGCUGAACCCAGUCAAUGCGCUGCUCGUGACCAAUGGCAAGCCAAGUGCCAAUUAUAGAGCAGAGAAGGCCACGUCGGAUAAACUGAAUUUCCCGAAGCACACCGGCAUUCGGGAGGCCUCGCUGCUGCUGGUGAAGGAGAAGUGCGGACGGUAUACGCUAACACGGGAGCCCUUGUAUCUGGACAGAUGUGUUGUGUGCAGCGAAGCGGAUUGGGAUGAUUAUUUCGAAGUGCAGGAAAUUUCAUCGAAGGACACAUUCAUAUUCAAAGCCGAGGACGGGCUGCGCACCAAACAGUGGUACACGCAGCUGCAGUAUCAUGCCCAGGGCAUGGGGGCGUGGCGCAAGAGGCGGAACGCCCUGGCCAACAUAAUGAUCAAUGGGAUGCUGACGCGCACUUAGCCAGGAAUUCGAGGAAGAACAAGAGGAGGAACAACAACAACAUUCGAAAUAUCAAAAUUGAUGCAGCAAAAGUGCAUUUAACAAAUUGGCGGCUUAAUUUGUAUUGAUGCGUUAUUAACCAGCAAAUUAAAUAAUUAUAAUUUAAGUGAUAUAUACACAAUUUACAAUAAAUACACCUACACAUACCA